GCCCGCCCGCCCUCUCGCAGGUAAGCCCGAAGGAGCCUCUCUCCGAGCUGCGGCCCGGCCCGAUGGAGGAGAAGAUCAAGAGAGCCGAGGAGAUGGCCCUGAGACUCACUCGAGCAGUAGCUGGAGGGGAUGAAAAGGUGGCCGUGGAAUGUGCUAUGUGGCUGGCUGAGCAGCGGGUGCCUCUAACUGUGCAACUGAAGCCAGAAGUCAUCCCGACGAAGGAUAUCAGGUUGUGGGUGAGCGUGGAGGACUCGCAGCUGCACACGGUCACCAUCUGGCUCACGGUGCACCCGGACAUGACUGUGGCCUCACUCAAGGACAUGGUAUUCCUGGACUACGGCUUCCCAUCUACCCUGCAACAGUGGGUUUUUGGGCAGCGGCUGGCUCGAGACCAGGAGACCCUGCAGUUCCACGGGGUGCGGCAGAAUGGGGACAGCGCCUACCUCUACCUGCUGUCCGCCCGCAACACCUCGCUCAACCCUCAGGAACUGCAGCGCGAGCGGCAGUUGCGGAUGCUGGCAGAUCUGGGCAUCAAGGACCUCAUGCUGCAGUCUCGGGGUCCCCUGGAGGCAGCUCCCCCGAAGCCCGGGGUCCCACAAGAGCCUGCCCGAGGGCAGCCAGACCCAGUGCCUGACCCGGUCCCGGUGGGUUGGCAGUGCCCUGGCUGCACCUUCAUCAACAAGCCCACGAGGCCAGGCUGUGCCAUGUGCUGUCGGGCCCGGCCUGAAGCCUACCAGGUCCCGGCCUCUCACCAGCCAGACGAGGAGGAGCGGCUGCGCCUGGCAGGCGAGGAGGAGGCACUGCGCCAGUACCAGCAGCGGAAGCAACAGCAACAGGAGGGGAACUACCUGCAGCACGUACAACUGGACCAGCGGAGCUUGGUGCUGCACAUGGAGCCCACCGAGUGCCCCGUGUGCUACACAGCACUAGGGCCUGGCGAGGCAGUGGUGCUGCGGGAGUGUCUGCAUGCCUUCUGCAGGGAGUGUCUGCAGGGCACCAUCCGCAACUGCCAGGAGGCAGAGGUCGCCUGUCCCUUCAUUGACGACACCUACUCCUGCCCGGGGAAGCUGCUGGACAGAGAGAUCCGUGCGCUGCUGAGCCCCGAGGACUACCAGCGGUUCCUGGACCAGAGUAUCUCCAUCGCCGAGAAGCGCAGCUCCUGCAGCUACCACUGCAAGACCCCUGACUGCAAGGGCUGGUGCAUCUUUGAGGACGAUGUCAACGAGUUCACCUGCCCUGUGUGCUACCACACCAACUGCCUGCUCUGUCAGGCCAUCCAUGAACAGAUGAACUGCAAGGAGUACCAGGAUGACCUGGCCCUGCGCGCUCAGAAUGAUGUGGCUGCUCGGCAGACUACAGAGAUGCUGAAGACCAUGCUGCAGCAGGGUGAGGCCAUGCACUGCCCACAGUGCCAGAUCGUGGUGCAGAAGAAGGAUGGCUGCGACUGGAUCCGCUGCACCGUCUGUCACACGGAGAUCUGUUGGGUCACCAAGGGCCGGCGCUGGGGCCCUGAGGGCCCAGGAGACACCAGUGGGGGCUGUCGCUGCCGUGUGAAUGGGAUUCCCUGCCACCCCAGCUGUCAGAACUGCCACUGAGCUGAGGCCUACUCGUGGGGGUGGGCCAGAGCUCUGACCUCUUCUCUGACCUUCCGGCUGCUGCUGUGCUUGACUGAGAAGAGACCACCUGGAUGAUCCGUGUGCUGUUGCAGAGGGCUUCUGUAAGGGGCCGCUGUCAGAGUUGGGUAGGGACAGAAGCCAGAUCUGCCUUGGCCCCUCCUUCCCUCCUGGGCCUGGCUGGCCGGCCCCUCCAUCUCCUCUCUGUAACUUUCCCCUUUCCCAAUCUGCUUCAGCCUCUAGCACAGAACUGUGUGGCUCUGCACUCCUGCUCACCUUCUGUCUGCAGAACAUAGGUUCCUGAGCCGCCAUUCUCCUUUUGGGAAACUUCUCUGCCUUUGCUGUUGGAGGCCUGGCCUCUUAAAAUCGCUAAGUCUUUUCAGAGGCAGGAGGAGACCUAGUGGUUUUCAAAACAGCCCUUCGUCCAGUCUGUUUUUUCCUUUCAGCAUUGUAAACUGACUAAAAGGUUUCCACGGAA
This is a messenger RNA of Suncus etruscus (white-toothed pygmy shrew), 2091 nucleotides long. It is a transcript of the gene RBCK1, whose product is annotated as RANBP2-type and C3HC4-type zinc finger containing 1. The transcript is spliced from 12 exons. Gene Ontology annotation, molecular function: ubiquitin binding; ubiquitin-protein transferase activity. Gene Ontology annotation, biological process: protein linear polyubiquitination; proteasome-mediated ubiquitin-dependent protein catabolic process; positive regulation of canonical NF-kappaB signal transduction. Gene Ontology annotation, cellular component: LUBAC complex. NCBI's taxonomy places the organism in Eukaryota, Metazoa, Chordata, Mammalia, Eulipotyphla, Soricidae. The record is from RefSeq and is a predicted model, not a curated record. The coding region runs from base 63 to 1595 and encodes 510 amino acids.